CAAUUAAAGCAAUAUACUAUUCUCGAAUCCGAUACGGCGUCGUCGCAUCAAGAAUGAGCAAAUAAACUAAAGCAAAAAAGUAGAGAGAGAGAGAGAGUGCUUAGUUGUGGAGUCCACAAACUUUCACAUGAAGUGAGAAAAAAAAAAAGAUAGCCAACUGAAGUUGAGCGAAUCCCCAGCUCAAAAUUCACUCAAUUCUGCAAGAGAGAUUUUAAACAGCUACAGAGAAGAAAUAGGCUUCGGAUUUGAUCCGUCUAUGGCAACUCCGGCUUCGCGGUCGGAGAAACUGGCGGUGACGCCGCGGAGCUCCGUAACAUUUGGAGUGACCCCAAAUUCUGGUUCAUCUAGGGUUUUGAAAACUCCCUUAAGCGAUGAAUCCCUAUGGAAACGACUCAAAGAAGCAGGUUUUGAUGAAGAUUCGAUUAAACGGAGAGAUAAGGCGGCACUCAUUGCUUAUAUUGCCAAACUAGAAGCCGAGAUAUAUGAGCACCAGCAUCACAUGGGCCUAGUCAUUAUGGAAAGAAAUGAAUGGCUGUCAAAGUAUGAUGAAGCUAAAUCUAUUGCUGAUUCUGCUGAGCUGAAUAUUAAGCGUGAACGGGCUUCUCAUGUCUCCAAUAUGGCUGAUGCUAGAAAACGAGAAGAUAGUCUCAAGAAAUCUCUUGGCAUUGAGAAAGAAUGCGUUAAGAAUAUUGAGAAGACCUUGCACGAAAUGCGUGCUGAGUAUGCAGAAGUGAAGGUGGCAUCUGAUAGUAAAUUUGCAGAAGCAAGAAGUAUGGUGGAAGACGCCCUGAAGAAGUUAACAGAGGCUGAGGAGAAAAAGCGCGCAGCAGAGUCACUUGAAGCAGAAGCGACAAGGUAUCAUCGAACGGCUGAAAGAAAGCUGCAUGAAGUUGAAGAACGUGAAGAUGACUUAAGGAGACGCAUCAUGUCGUCAAAGUCUGAUUUUGAAGCUAAGGAGAAAGAAAUUCAGCUCGAGAGGCAAUCCCUAUCUGAAAGGCAAAAAGUUAUGCAGCAAACGCAAGAAAGGUUACUGGAUGCACAAGCUUUGUUGAACCAGAGAGAAGAGUAUGUUUUAAAUAAAACACAAGAGUUGAAGAGAUUUGAGAGGGAGCUUGAUGAUUUAAAGUUAAGCAUUUCCCAAGAGCGUAUGUCCUUAAGUGAAGAAAAAAUCUCUCUAGAGCUAAAAGCAAGUUCCUUAUCAGCAAGAGAGGAGGCUGUUAUCAAAAGAGAAUGUGAUCUUCUCAAGAAGGAGGAAGAGGCACUUCUGAUGCAAGCUAAACUGACGAGCAAAGAAUCUGAUAAUAAUCGACAAGUAAUUUCUAAUCACGAAGCAGACUUGGCAAUAAGGAAUUCUGCUUAUGAGGCUGAAGCAGAAAUGAAGCGCAAAUUGUUGGAAGAGGAGAUUAAUACCAAGAGGCGGGCAUGGGAAUUGAGAGAACUUGACAUCACACAACGAGAGGACUUCAUCUCAGAAAAAGAAAGGGAAUUGGAUGUUGCAUCAAGGCAUCUUAAAGAAAAAGAGAAAGAAGUGGAAGAGAGAUUAAGUUUAGUUGAAGAGAAACAAAAGAAUCUUUGCACUCUGGAAGAAGAGUUGGAAGUGAAGGGACGUUCUCUCAAACAAGAGAAGGAAGAGAUCCACCAGAUGAAGCUUGAUCUUAAAAAGUCUUCUGAUUUGCUGGAGGAGAAGAAGAAACACAUCAGUGAUGCAGAGGAGAAUAUGGAUGCAAUGAGGACUGAAAGAAAUGAAUUACUUGAGCUAGAAUUGAGACUAAAAGAAGAGAUUGAUAAUAUUAGUGCGCAGAAACAGGAACAUGAGGCUGAGGCAGACCGCUUGAAAGCAGAGAAGGCAAAAUUUGAAGCUGAGUGGGAGCUAAUUGAUGAAAAAAGAGAACAGCUUGUAAAAGAAGCAGAGCGUAUUGCUGAGGAGAGAUCAAGUGUCUCUAAAUAUCUUAAUGAUGAGCGUGAAAGCUUGAAAGCAGAGAAGGAUGAAAUGAGAGACCAAUAUAAACGUGAUCUUGAGUCGCUCUCCCAGGACCGGGAGUCAUUCAUGAAAGACCUUGAGAAUGAACGUACUGAGUGGUUUAGUAAGAUGCAGAAAGAACGCGAAGAUUUCUUGCGGGAUAUUGAGAUGCAGAAGAAGGAGUUGAAUAAUUGUAUUGAGAAGAGACGUGAAGAAAUUGAGAAUAUUCUUGCAGAAAGAGAGAAAGAAUUCGAGGAAGAAAAAACGAAAGAACUUCAGCAUAUUAAUUUGCUUAAAGAAAGAGUUGGGAAGGAACUGGAACAUGUAAACUCAGAAAUGAAGAGACUUGAUGAUGAAAGAAGAGAGAUAAAUAGAGAUCGUGAAAAGAGGGACCAAGAAUGGGCUGAGCUGAAUAGUUCAAUAGAGGAGCUGAAGGUACAGAGGGAGAAGUUGGAGAAACAAAGGGAGUUACUAAGAGCUGAUAGAGAGGGAAUUAUUUCUCAGAUCGAGACAUUGAAAGGGCUGGAGGAUUUAAAAGAACGAUUAGACACUAUUGCAGUACACGAAAUGCAAUCUAACUUGCUAUCAAAGAAUCAGAAAACUGCCAGUAAAAGAUUUGUGAGUCAACCGACAGAAAAUGUUUUGGAUCAAAAUGGGAUGGUUAACAAUGGGUUUGGACAUAAUACAUCUGGUAGAAAAGAGCCCAAUAAGUCUUCUUCUCCCCUCUCUGCUCCUCUCUCAUGGCUCAAACGAUGUGCUGAUACAAUUCUUGAGCCGAGACAUAGUAACAAAAAGAGAAAGAAAGAAAAUGAUACAACAGAUCAUGGAUCAGAAGAUAUGACGCCAUGUUCGCCACAGAAGUAUUCGAACUCAUCCAAGGUUGAUCAUGCUGUCGAACCAUUUGAUCAAACUCCAGUUGCCACAGAGACCACAGUCUAUAUAGAUAAAAUUGUAACAAUUGAAGAAGUAACAAAAUUUAACGUUGAAAGGAUCACAGGGAACAAUGAGGAUGCUGGAACUGAUGACAAAGUUGAGGAAAAUGGUGCUGUGUUGGAAUAAGACAAUCGUAUUUGGAGCUUCUUCUGCUUGAACUUAUCUGACUUAGUUGGCGUGGAAUAGUAUUUGAUAGAAUGUAUAUGCCUCUCCUCCCUCUUUUCAUUUACUUGAUUUUAGUAUUCUUCUAACAAAAAUUUAUUUGAUCAAAAAUUUCAGUUAACGCAUAGUGUUGGUUUUUGGUGAUUGAUGUAUGCAAGCUGCUAGUGCUUAGUUUCCGGAAGGCGACUCCCGUUUGGUCCGUGGUGUAAAAAUGAUCCAGCUAACACAUCUAGUUUAUUGUAAAAUGUGUGCCUCUUCUAGAGUCGAGUGUUUUCAUUGUUGGUGUUCUUCAUGUAUAGCACUUAUUUGCUGGAAGAUGUGCUUCCAUUUCUGUUUUUUGAACAUAUAUUCCUAGGCGUGUUGAAGAGAAGUUUUUUACCUCCAAA
This is a messenger RNA of Salvia miltiorrhiza (redroot sage), 3441 nucleotides long. RefSeq names its product protein CROWDED NUCLEI 4. Lineage: Eukaryota; Viridiplantae; Streptophyta; Magnoliopsida; Lamiales; Lamiaceae. Gene Ontology annotation, cellular component: nucleus. The transcript has 8 exons. Bases 257 to 3019 code for a protein of 920 amino acids. Gene Ontology annotation, biological process: nucleus organization. The record is from RefSeq and is a predicted model, not a curated record.